UCCCGCUUGCCCUACCAGGGGGCGCUGCCCCUGCCCCUCUUCGUGCCGGCUGACCUGAGCGCCAAGGCCGAGCGGGGCGCCACCCCGCCCCAGCUGCGCCAGCUGAUGGACUUGGAGCGGGCGCUGGCCGGGGGCGCCCUGCCCACCGGGCUGUGCCCGGACAAGAGGGGCCUGUCGGAGAUCACCAAGGAGCUGCCGCCCGUCGUCCCGCCCAGCCGGCCCGACUUCGGCAAGGGCGGCUUCUCCCGCUCCCUGUCCCAGGAGGCGCAGAGGGGCUGAGGGGCCAGGCCCGCCCAGCCCAGAGGACUCUGUGUUCCUUGCUCGCGGCUCCCCCUGCAUGAGAAUGACCCACGCUGAGCCAGGCAACGCAGGGUUGCUCCAGAGGCCCAUGCCAGUGUCGAGUUAGACUGUGAGGGACCACGGAUUCGUACAGCGCCGUGCAUGCUGGCGGUGCCGCAGCCAGGACACUGUCCAUUUCAGACCGGUCUUCCCGGCCGAGCUGCCCCUCUGAUAAAAUGGUGCAGUGUGUGAGGGGAGUGUGGGAUAGUGGUUAGAGCAGUUGGGCGCAGUGAGACAGGACACCUGGCUCUAGUCCCAGCUGUGGGAGAGGAGUGUGGGCUAGUGGUUAGAGCAUUGGGGAGCCAGGACGCUGGGGGUUCUAGUCCCAUUUGUGAGAGAGGAGUGUGGGCUAGUGGUUAGAGCAUUGGGGAGCCAGGACGCUGGGGGUUCUAGUCCCAUUUGUGAGAGAGGAGUGUGGGCUAGUGGUUAGAGCAUUGGGGAGCCAGGACGCUGGGGGUUCUAGUCCCAUUUGUGAGAGAGGAGUGUGGGCUAGUGGUUAGAGCAUUGGGGAGCCAGGACGCUGGGGGUUCUAGUCCCAUUUGUGAGAGAGGAGUGUGGGCUAGUGGUUAGAGCAUUGGGGAGCCAGGACGCUGGGGGUUCUAGUCCCAUCUGUGAGAGAGGAGUGUGGGCUAGUGGUUAGAGCAUUUGGGAGCUGGGAACCAGGACUGUGGAGUUCUAGUCCCAGCUCUGGCAGGGGAGUGUGGACUAGUGGUUAAUGAACGUGGCUGCAAGCCAAGAGAGCUAGGUGACAUCCCUAGAUCAGGGAGGCUAAGUGCAGGUGGGAGGGGAGUGCAGUCUAACAGUUAGAGCACAGAAGGGCUGGCUAGGUACCUCCCAGGCCUGCUCCCAACCUUCCACCAUUUCCCUUCUGUAAAAUCGGGGCCUCAAUCCGGCCAGGGAGGCUGCACUUGCUGGCUUGUGGGGAGCACAAAGUGAUGCUGGCUGGUGCUGCAAGACAGGAGUGGGGGAAAGGGGGCGAAAGGUUCCCUGCCGUUGUCAGGCCAGGGGUGACCCCAGGUGCUCAGGUGCCCCCUGAAUUCUCUGGGCUGAUGUUCUGAGGCAAGGAAUUCCCUGUCAGCGUCCCCACAUUUCUCGGCCUGGUCUGGGCAGUCAAAGGAGCUGUGACGGUCCCCCCCACCCAUGCUUUAUGAAAUUGGCUUUUGAAUAUAAACAUGCAUCACUUAAAGACGCUUUGGGCAAAAUGCCGCCUGUAACCCAUCAAUCGUAACGUUACAAUCUGCUGGAUCUACAGAGCCUCUUCUGGUGCACGGAGGGUUCUUGUAUGUAACAUUAGACUGUUUCUAGUUUUCAGUGUGGUAACGACAGCCGUCAGUGGUGCUCCGGAAGCCUUAACGAGGAGGUGAUCAAUGUAACGACUUGUAAACAGCCUGGUUUGUCCCUUCAGGCUAAACAGCAGGAAGACAUAUGACCAUACCACCGUGUACUGGAAUACCAGUUUGACCAGAUAAUUUUCCACAGCUGGGGGAGGGAGGAGAAGGGGGCGGCUGUAGCACAAAAGAUUCCUCGGCCAAGAAACAGUCUGUUUAAGCAAUGGGAAGUGAGCAGUUCCUUGGUUUUUGGCUGGCGUGGCAAACCCGGAAGGAGGGGUGGGGUCCUGGUUCAGGGAAAAAGAGUCGCUGACCUGAAGCUUGUGGCUAGGACAAGAACAGCUCUUUAGGUAGGAAAUGGUUUGCACUAAAUGUUAGGGUCUUAGAACUAGCUCUGCAUUUUCUUUUCAUUUAAAUUUAGCAGCUUCCUUUGCUCUGUCUGUUUUCACUUGCAGUCACUUAACUCCUACUGUUUGUACUUAAUAAAAACACUUUUGUUUACCAGCAA
Molecule: messenger RNA, 2175 nt
Organism: Pelodiscus sinensis (Chinese soft-shelled turtle)
Lineage: Eukaryota; Metazoa; Chordata; Testudines; Trionychidae
Source: RefSeq, a predicted model, not a curated record